This is a messenger RNA of Astyanax mexicanus (Mexican tetra), 6675 nucleotides long. Its product is annotated as transmembrane protein 263. The coding region runs from base 179 to 568 and encodes 129 amino acids. The transcript is spliced from 3 exons. The record is from RefSeq and is a predicted model, not a curated record. NCBI's taxonomy places the organism in Eukaryota, Metazoa, Chordata, Actinopteri, Characiformes, Acestrorhamphidae.
ACAUUACAAACGUCACUUCCUCUCAGAUUCAGCUGCAAAACACAGCAGGGUCUUCAGAUUCAGGUUUUAAUAAACAGGAGUUUUGCAUGUCCGGAGCCGCGGCCGUGCUGCGCGUGCUGCGGGUUUAGAGGCGCUGCUGAGAUCCGGACGCGGGGAAGAUCUGCGGGCUGCGGCGGAGAUGAAGGGCCCCAGUGAUGAGACUGAAGUUAUAGAGGAGGGUACUCCAUCACCAGUCGACCCUAAUGGCGAAGAACUUCCACCUUAUCUGCGUGAAGAACCACCUGAAGAUCUGGACAAAGACCAUCCGAAGACGGAAGCGGGCGUGGUCUGGAGAGUGACAGGCGGCCUCUUCAACCUGACCAAAGGAGCCGUGGGUGCCACCCUUGGGGGCGUGGCCUGGGUGGGCAGCAAAAGUUAUGAGUUGACCAAAACCGCUGUGACUAGCGUGCCAGCGGCCGGCGUGGGAUUGGUUAAGGGCAGUGUUUCGGUGGUGACGGGAGGCGUGGGGGCAGUGGGCUCGGCGGUGGCUGGUAAAGUUACAACAAAGAAAAAAGACAAGUCGGAUUAAGCCGGCUAACUGCUCCACGCCUCACGUUUGCUUUGAUGUGUCCGUUAAUGUCUGAGCGGGUGUGUGUUUGGUCUCUCUCUAAAGGUUUAAGUGUUCGGGGAACAGUGAGUAGAGCAAGUUCCUGGCAGAAGUUGCCCUUUUGUGCUUCACAAGGACCAGCCUAUACUCCCUAUACUCGCCUGUUUAGCAUUAGAAUACGAACUGCAGAACAGUGCAAACGGGUAACUUCUGCUGGUGGAAUUUGCUAUGUGUUUGAGCAUUGACCAAUGGGAUCUUACUUUUUUUAUUGUUUUUUUUUCCUGUUUGUCCGAUAGUUUGAUUGAAUGUUUGUUUUCAUUUGUUACUUUGCUUAUUUUCUAGUUAAGGUAAGAGAUUGUGUUUCUAAGCUGAUAAUAACGUGUGUCACUAAGAAGAGACAUAAAUCCAUCUCCAUUCAUUGAAAUGACAAGAUGUAUAUACAGGGGUUGAAAGACAGUGAAACUGAAACACCUGUUAUUUUAAUGUGGGAGGUUUCAUGGCUAAAUUGGACACAUUGCACCAGUAAGAGCAUGAAGCGUGAGUGUGAAGGUAUAAUUAGCAGGGUAAGAGCACAGUUUUGCUCAAAAUACUGCAAUGCAAACAACGUUACGGGUGACAUACCAGAGUUUAAAAGAGGACAAAUUGUUGGUGCAUGUCUUGCUGGCGCAUCUGUGACCAAGACAGCAAGUCUUUGUGAUUAAGUAUCAAGAGCCACGGUAUCCAGGGUAAUGUCAGAAUACCACCAAGAAGGGCGAACCACAUCCAACAGGAUUAACUGUGGACGCUGUAAGAGGAAGCUGUCUGAAAGGGAUGUUCGGGGGCUAACCCCGAUUUGAAUCCAAAAAACAUAAAACCACGGCUGACCAAAUCACGGCAGAAUUCAAUGUGCACCUCAACUCUCCUGUUUCCACCAGAACUGUCCGUCACCACAAUAAAUUAUUGUGGUCUAAAACCAGGAGUUUCAGUUUCAUUGUCCAACCCCCUGUAUGUUUACAUUUGGACCAUCCAGUGUAAAACUCUACCUAAGUAUUAUUUAAAGCUCUACAGCAGAAUAACAAUUCAGUGUGUAAUGUUAAGACUGCUGUUAUGACUUGAGCAUAAUGGUUUGCUGCCCCCUUCCUGUAUAUUUAUCAUUUCCCUAAUUUUGCAUACCUGAUUCAACUCAUGGACUAAUUAAUUAUCAAGCCCUUCUUAUCUUGGGUCAGCAGGGAGAAAUGUGAAAAGCUUGAAAACCCCAGGACUGGGCAGAAGAACUGCUUUUUUUUUUUAUUAAAACUCCUACAGAAGUUUAGCUUCUACCAACAUCGCUGAUCUUACAAAGUCAAACAUUUUAAAUAAAAAUGGGUUUACCAAUAGCAGACAUGUUGAACUUGCACAGAUUCCAUCUAUUUCUCCCUUUGAACAUACAGCAUUAAAAAUACACUACACACUUAAACAUAAAAAGGUGCCAAAAAGAUUUUUUUUGGAGUGAUGCCUUGAUAAAAGAACUGCGUUUGAAUUGGAAUGAUUUAUCAAAACCACAUGUAAUGUGUCAAUCAGCCAAAAUGUGUUUGAUGUCUACGCUUAUGGCAUUUACGCAUUUACCUGGUGCUCUUAACCAGAGUUCCAGCUGGACUUGGUUUAUUAUAUUACAGAGGUGGGCCAAUGUAGUGUUAAGAGUCUUAAACGAGUACUGUAACUUAUUUAGCACACAAUAAUCACCCAGAUCAAUAAUAAAACCCCUUUGAUAAAACUUUGACAUGAUAACUGAUAGAUAACUGUCACGAACGUGGUGUUAUCCACUACCAUGCCCACCCAAGGAAUGGCUUUUAAGAAUCAUUUGUAUAUUGUCAGACAAGAAGUGUCUAAACUUUGCUUCUUCAGUUUUGUACUGGAGAUACAAGGCUAACGUAACUGAAUGUAGGUAAAUCUAUAGCUUUCACACUUAAAACACUAAAACACUGGAGUUUACUGGGUUACUUGUUCUGGUAUAUUUGAAGUUUGUGUAGCAUGCAUUUAAAAGGGUAUAACCUGCCAUUAAGGUCCUGAGAAUAACAGUUCAUCAAUUCUCCAGAGUGACUUCCAUGUGGAUCAUGUUACACAGGUAGUUAAAUGCACAGUUAGAUGUGGAGUCUUGGCAAAGGAAACCUGUGUAACUGGUGUAGAGUGGUAAAUUUGCCUAGCCAGGGAACCCAUCCGUAGUUUGGUGUUAAAAAGGCAACAACUCUACACCUACUGGUCUGAAAAUAUCAUUAAGCUUUGCUGGCCAUGCUAUGCCCCAUUUGCACAGAAGACCAUGCUAUUAAACUAAAGCUAUGCUGCCAUUUCAUUUUUAUUCUACACAUACCGAUCAUAUAGCCACUUCUGUUCACAUAUAAACAUGCUGGUAAUCUCCCAAGAAUAGUACUAGGUCAAUUUAAAUAGAUAAAAAAAAAAAAGAAUCCAGCUUGUGUUCACAUUAAACACCUUCAUACUGAAUUACAUUUUAAGGUGCUUUCAUAGCUCCCUUGUUUGAUCCAGACCUUCUGACUUUUUUAAAGUUUGGUGUGAAGCAAAAUAGCAGGUAUAAAGACAACAGGACUAAAAAUUGGUCUGAUCAAAAGAGGUGGUCUCCUCAGAAUCCACUGUAACUGUUAGUGCAGCCAAAAACGUGUAUAAAAAGACAUCUUUAAUUUCUAAGGGGGAUGUCUGUGAAAAAUAUUUCCCACUUCUACUCAGUGAUAAAACUCCUGCAACUCAGUGAGUUUUUUUUGGCUUUCUCAGUUACAUGAAAUCGCGUUCAGUAGCUCCUCCAUUUCCACUCCUCCAUUGCUGUUGUGUUUAUGUGGAUCUCUGUGGAAGCGUGCACCCAAAUUGUAAUUACGGUGCGUGGCAGUGGACAAAUAGCAAUUUUAAUAAAUACGAGGUGAUGAAACUCAGAGAUGUGGAUCCAGACAGGAAUAAAAUUACUAGAGGACCAGGGAGUUUUAGCGAAAAACAGUAGAUAAUUCAGCCUGUAAUUUGUCUUAGAAAAACGCAUACAUACAAUCACUGAGAUCCCCCUAAAAAAAAAAAACUAAUCCCGUCCGGAUAGGACCUUACGAAGCUUUCACACCUUUGACUAUGGAGUGUCCAUGUACACCUUGCUAAAAAAUCCAGCUCAAGAUCAGCUGGUCAUCCAGACUAAACAUACCCUUUACUGGUAGUUUACUGGUAUCCUUUACUCUUAACCUGCAUAGGGUAUGUUUUUUUUUUUUUUCUGGAUGACCAAAAGGGAAGUCAGAUUCUGACAGAGAUAUACUUCAUUAAUAUGAAGUAUAGAGAGACUCCACCCAGCUGAUGCUGAUGAAAACAGGAUGUAGCAAAGUUCUUUAGUCCCCUCUCUAAACUGCAGUGUGAAACCUAAACUAACCAGAUGAAAUUUGUACAAUUAUACAAGGACAUUUAAACAAUGGACUCCAGUUUAUCUACUAGUUAAGUCAGAUUUUCGUCACCUAUUGAACUACAGAAGAAGAGAAAGAACCAACGCUGUGUCAGAAUCUGAUGCAGUGGUAUGCUGAUGAGCGUGCAUAAGUGUGCAAUUAAAGGGAGUCCAAUUCUGGCAGGAAAGCAGAAUUUGGCAUGACACCAGGAAUUUAGUCUUUAGUGUGAUGGAAUAACAAAGUUUCUUAGUGUGCUCAUCUAACUGCACUGUGAAACCAAAACUACUCAGACCAAUUGCAUAAAAGAGUAUAACAGAAACAUGAACCUUGGUGUAACCUUUGGUUCUGACUUUAGGUGUGAAAAAAACCCUCAGUGACCAAUUUGUUAACCUUGUAUCUUCUGUGCAAAACUAGAGAAGCAAACUUUAGACAUUAAAUAUGUCUUGGCUGAUUGACUACAUGGGUCCAUUUUCACAAACUCAGAACAAGUGAACUCAUUUGAACGGAACUCAAAAGUGGUUAUUAUAGGCCAUGACUCCUUAAUUAUAAACCCUUAGAGGGGCACUAAAACUCCCUGAUUUUAGCUGACCCCACCCUCAGCUCAGAUUUAAAACAGGCUACAAAAUGGGAGGAAUAGUUUGUGAGAAGCACUGGGUGAUGUAUGGGUUUAGAUGCAGGGCAGGAAGGAGAGCUGAUUGGAGCUGCAGCAGCAGCAGUGUACCUCUGAUGAGGUACCUCUGUGAUGAGGUACCUCUGUGAGACGCAAAUGAUUGGACGUCAGAUGAGGGACAGUAUUAUUGAUUGAUUGAUUGAUUGACACAUAGUGCAGUUGAACUUAAGAGGGCGCAACAGAGGCGGAAAUUACCAGAAUAAAAGUGUUUUUUAAAAGUUAGAAAAUGUUAAUAAAAGUUUUAAGCAGGACUGGUGUGUUUUACAACUUCAAAGAAGCACAUUUCAGCUAAUAAUGGAAACAAUGGUUUAGGUUUGGGGUUUAGUGGAUCUUUAAGGCACUCGAAUGAACCAUUUGUUUUUGAGAACUAAAGCAGAUCUGUUACAGAUAUGGUUUUUGAGACACAAUCUGCAGUUGAGAAAUUUCACAUCGUGCUGUAAGAUGCAGAAAGCUGUUUUAAAUAUGCUACAGUUUUUCUUCACACUGCAUGACGAGAAAAUCACACCUUCAUUCAACACUUCGUCACGGCUGCUUUUACCACAGACAAACCCCCUGCUUACUCUGGUGUGUGACCUGGGACUUAAAGGAGAACUCUGGUUUUUAAAUUUAGUUUUGUUUUAGUACAUGAUAAAAAAGUACUUACCUUUUAAUAAAUAGCACACCUCCGUUCUCCCACAGGGUUCUGAGAUUUAGAAAUGUUAACAGUUUGUCCAAAUAUCCUGCAGACUGGGUGACACGGGGCAUAAUUUGCCCUGAUAAAUCACUUUUUUCACCGUUAUCCAGCAGCUCAAGUAGCUCCACACCUCCUUGCUAGAAUUAAGAGAGCCCUGACAUUUAAAACGAGGCAUUAAUAACUUAAAAAGUGAUAGUGAACAAGAAGUUUAUUAAAAAACACUGUUUACAUCCCAUAAUGCUAGCUUCAGCUUCAAGCGCCACUAUCACUGUGUGCCAGGAGGCAGGCUAUGCAGAGUCUAUGUUAGUAUAUAUAUAUAUAUAUAUAUAUAUAUAUAUAUAUAUAUAUAUAUAUAUAUAUAUAUAUGUCUGUCAUUAUCAGUACAGGAUCUAAACAGUGGUUUUUAAAAAGCUUCUUGUGCACUUUUUAAGUUAUUAAAUGUCAGGACUCUCCGGAUUCUAGCAAGGAGGUGUGGAGCUACUUUGAGCUGCUAAAUAACGGUGGAAAAAGCGAUUUAUCAGGGCAAAUUAUGCCCCGUGUCACCCAGUCUGAAGGGCGUUUGGACAAACUGUUGAAAUUUCUGGAUCUCGGAAUGCGCUGGGAGAACUGAGGUGUGCUUUUCAUCAAAGAUAAGACUUUUUUAUCAUGUUUUACUACAACAAAAGUAAAUUUUACACCAGAGUUCUCCUUUAAAGCCUAAGAUAAAUAAUUUAUUCUCACUUUAAAUCCACCUGUGAGCUGCUUUCAUUUGCUCCUCAAACCCAUCAAUUAAUCACCAUAUAAUAUAGUUUGUGUGUUUACCUGCCUCCGUUUGUCUCGAAUGUCUGCAGAGUUUGAGCAAAAUGUUUUUGGCAUUCAAAAGCAAACCAGUUCAGAUCCGCCGCCAAUGUAUUCUCUCUUCAUCUUGCAGUCUUUUAUUGCUCUCUGCAUCUCAUAGAGGUUCUGAUCAUUACACUACACUACGUGCAUGUGGAUUUUUUUCUUUCUAUUUUUCUUUCUUUUUCUGCACAUUUUUAUUUAACUCUUAUCUGUGUGUGUUUGUUUGUGUGUUUGUGUUUUUUCAUUAUGAUUAUUUUCAGGCACGUUCUUAGCUUGGAAUGCUAUUUGAGUACUGGUACAUUGCAUGCGUUCAGCUGUAGGCCUCUCCAUGCAGUGUGCUGCUGCUGUUCAAUCAUAUAUCUCUCCUUUCUUUAUUUCUUUCUUUUUCCAUUUUCAUGAUUUGUGAUGGGUGACUUUUUGUGUUGGAGACUCUGUUACUAUAAACUGGACUUUGGGGGAAAAACAAGUAGAUUUUUGUCUAUUAUAGAACUAUUUUUGCUAAAUUGAUGCUGUAUUCUACAAUUAAAGCAAUUCUGUAUUUUAGAAA